AUGAAGUACGGCGGUGCCACAAUGCGGCCGAGGCUGGGUGUGUCGGGGCGGUCCAAGCGCGGCACUUUCAUCAAAUGGAGCAUCUUGCUGAGCGUGCUGGGCCUCCUCUCAUUCUACCUCUACGUCAUGUUCGCGACCUUCCGAGGUGGGGAUGCUGGCAGCACCCACCCUGUCGCCGAUGCUCGCGAGCCGCAGGUGAUCGAUCCAAAGAAGCAGCAAUUGGAUGAAGCUCAUAGAACCGAUCCCAUACUUCAGCGCAAGCGCAAGAUCAUCCUCUCCACUGGCCACGGCAAGUGGAACACGGGCGUGUGGCCUGCGUGGGGCUAUGGCCAGACCGUGACGCUGAACUGGGCCGCCGCGGGCGUGGAGGUGAACAAGAAGUGCUCCAUUGAGUGCGAGAUCUCGCACGAGGGCUCCGCGGGCUACGCCGACGCCGACGCGGUGGUGAUGGAGCUCACCAACCACCCCAAGUUCGGCUACGACCGCGACAUGCCCAUCGCGUGGCCCGAGGAGUCGCGACCCAACCCGCGGCACUGGUACACGGCCAAGGUCGACGGCCACAAGGUGCCUACCAACCUGCCCCUCACCGGCAUCUUCUACUACGAGGCCGUACAGAGCUACCCGGGCUACACGGCCAAGGACCCGGCGAUCAAGUCCCGCAUCGACUUCUCGAUGACGCCCGACCUCGACUCGACGAUGCCGGUCACGCUGAUCUGCCCGUGGGGCCACACCGUGUCCGAGUACCUGCGACCGCCGCCGCUCAAGCCAUCGGAGCGCUUCAUCGCCUACUUCAACGAGCACGGCAUCGCGCCGCCGUUCCUCAAGAUCGUCGAGGAGCUGUUCGCGGCGGCCGGCGACCGGAUGCACAGCUACGGACCCUUCCGGAGCAAUCGCGACAUGCCUGACGAGGCCGGCGGUAAUCCCUAUCAGCUCUCGCGUAGGAUCAGCUUCAUGGGCACCUACAAGUUCGUGCUCGUCACGGAGGCCCUGGUGGAGGACAGCUUCAUCGCGCCCGAGUGGAGCCACGCCAUCCUCGGCGGCGCCGUGCCCGUCUACAUCGGAACGCCCAACAUCGGCAACUUCGCCCCCGGGCCGCGCUCGUUCGUUGACAUCCGCGACUUUGCGUCGGGCGCCGAGCUGUGGGAGUUCCUCCUCCGGUUCGACAACAACGACGAGGCCUACCAGCAGUGGUUCGACUGGAAGGCGGGCGCCAAGAAGGCCUACAAGGCCGACGAGAAGAGCCAGCACGCCGUCGGCACCGGCGAGGGCGUGCACGUCGAUGACAUCGAGGCCGAGGUGCUCCGCCGCCGCAUGGUGCGGUGGUCCAAGCCCGUCGUCGAGCGGCUGCACGAUCUCGAUGCGGAGGCCGCCGCCGCCUUCCACGACACCGCCAGCAUGGCUUGGCGCUGGUUCCGCGCCCACAUCGACAACUGCGUCCACUACGCCGAGUGCCGCCUCUGCGAACUCGUAACCAAGCUCACCUAA
Molecule: messenger RNA, 1485 nt
Organism: Acanthamoeba castellanii str. Neff
Lineage: Eukaryota; Discosea; Longamoebia; Acanthamoebidae
Product: glycosyl transferase
Exons: 3
Coding region: 1-1485 (494 amino acids)
Cellular component (GO): membrane
Molecular function (GO): alpha-(1->3)-fucosyltransferase activity
Source: RefSeq, a predicted model, not a curated record